AUUUAAGUUAUAUCUUUGAAAACAUCUGGCUAACCAAAUUUAUUGCGAAAAUGGGAAAUUUGUCCACAUGGAUUUUUCUAAAGCAUUUUCCUUGGCUUACGCUAGCACUCUUUAAGAAUUUUGAGCUAUUCUUUCACAAGCUACCCAUUGGAUUGGAGGCCAUGAUUUAGGUCUCAAUUCGACCAGUGUGUCAAAAUUCGUGCCAUGCCAUUCUUUGUUAGCUCGUUUUUACUUGGGUUCAUAGCAUAGUUAAGCUAUUGUUUUCUGCAGCCUUGGUAAGAAUCUCAUCUGGGUUUCUCUGGAAUUCAAAUUAAUUCUGCUCUAUUUUGGUUCUGCUCUGUCCUUCCAGCAUUCUGUUUGUGUGGGAUUUAUGGUCUCUGAUUUUGUUAUGACCUUCUCUGAUUUGGAAAAGAUCUAGAGUCUGAUUUGGGGUUCAUGACCGUGAAAAAAGGUUUGUCCCUUGAUUAGCAAAUAGCAAUUUUGUAGUGGUGGCUUCAUGAUUCCCUCCGUUGCUUUGAUUUUUCAGAAUUAUUGAUUUAUCGAUGCUACACUGCUAUGGCCAUAUGAUGGUUGUC
This is a messenger RNA of Rubroshorea leprosula, 575 nucleotides long. The record is from the annotation of a GenBank genome assembly. NCBI's taxonomy places the organism in Eukaryota, Viridiplantae, Streptophyta, Magnoliopsida, Malvales, Dipterocarpaceae.